This is a messenger RNA of Acytostelium subglobosum LB1, 2673 nucleotides long. RefSeq lists its product as hypothetical. NCBI's taxonomy places the organism in Eukaryota, Evosea, Eumycetozoa, Acytosteliales, Acytosteliaceae. The record is from RefSeq and is a predicted model, not a curated record. Gene Ontology annotation, molecular function: protein-folding chaperone binding; ATPase inhibitor activity. The transcript has 8 exons. Bases 1 to 2673 code for a protein of 890 amino acids. Gene Ontology annotation, cellular component: cytoplasm.
AUGGACUUCUUUAGACUGUUUCAGAAGGAUCCAUCUCUGAAUCAACGACCAAAGGAUGAACUGAAUGAUCAGAUUCGUUUCGUUGCAUACCAGAACUCAUGUACAGUACUGUUUGAUACACUUCAGAUCGAUGCAGUAAAGACAAAACAGCAACAACAACAACAGCAGAGUAAUAGUGGAAGUAAACAACAACAACAACAACAGCAACAACAACAACAGCAACAACAGGCUGCAUUGUCAAAGUCAUUGGGAAAGGUUGAGAUGCUCAAGGAGAUGAUGUUUGGAACAGUGCCACUCAAUAUACAGGGCACCACAUCAAAGAUACACUAUCUACCCGAGAGCCAUCAGAUGCUCUUGACCAAGUUGUUCACACUCAAUCUCAGCAGGGACGAAGGGGCAUCUUCAUCAACCUCACCCUCACAGCUGACCGCCUCCACUACAGACGUCGCAGGCGAGCAGAACACCUCCGCCACAACUUCGCUCAAGAAGCUUCCUGCCACACAUCAAUCAACCACCGAUCUGCCAACGCUCGAACAUAUCAGUAGCAUUGGCAAUGGUAAUGGUAAUGGCGGUUGCAAUGGUAUCAGUACGACUUCUACCACAGCAGCAGUGGCACAGACUGAGGAGAGUGAUAGCAGUACGGGCAACAAUAAGAGUGAGGGCGAUCUCACUGGCGUCACUGGACAGAGCAAGCUGCCGCGCGGUGGCACGCUGGUGCCAUCAAAGACAACGGACAACCUGCAGAUACCACAGUUCUCUCAGUCGACUAGACAUCGAUCAAGUUCGACAAUGGGACGCAUGCGUCCACCCAUGGCUGCCCCCAAGGUCAAGAAGAUUACUUUGUCAAUAUGUGUCAUCUUUGGACCUCGUGACAGUGCCAUUGGCGCACCGGCAGUACCAGCUGGUUCCACGACCAGUGCUGGAGCCACACACUACGACAAGGACACAAUAUCUCGAUUCCAUCAGUUCAUCAUCACUCACUACAUCCUGAUCGACAUGAGGAUACAACCAAUCAUCAAGUUACUCAAGAAUCAGAUAUACUCUCGUGUCACACAGAUGGCUCAUGCCUCACUGUCUGGAUAUGGACUUAGCGAGAUCAAUCAGAUAUUCAAAGAGGUAGAAGGCUUUAGAGAAUAUAUUAACAACCUGUACUAUGCACCAAGACUUGAGAAACCACUGUGGCUUGACACACUAUGCUAUCCAAGCACAAGAAGACAGACCUACGUAGUCCUCUUUGAGAACCUGCGAGAGUUACUACCAUCACUAAACACAGCCAAGACCAAAUACUUCUUAUCCAACUUGAUAACGGCAGUGUUGACAUAUAACAUCACUUGGAUGACGAAUAUCAUUUCGUCACCAGAGUCAACAUCAUUCAGAUGCUCAAACGAACGUUGUAACUCAUUCAUCAACUUUGAGAGUCAGUUCUUGAAUCAACUGUCUGAACUCUAUGGCUAUGCAGGCUGUCUCAAUCCAGGCUGCAAGAACAAUAAGGCAUCAUACCGAAUGACCAAGGCCAUUAUAGUAUGUCCGCGUGAGGACGAGGCCAAGAAGCUGCUGCAGAUCGUCAGCUACUUUUGGCGCUCUUUCGAGCUGAUACUCAAUCGUCAGAACAUCGACUUUAUUCCACAACUCUAUCAUCCAAGCGAGGAUAACUCACGACCACCUCACUCACAUGGUCAGGCGAUACCAAAUGGAACGCCUGGCAGUGGUGGCGAGCAGACGCUGUCCUCUUCCACAUCGCCCAAGUUCGACUCACAUCACAACAGCCAUCAUCACACAUUCUCUACAUCACCAACGACCGCCUCCAUGCAGAAUGGCAAGGCCAACACACUUAUCCCUCCAAAGAACACAUCAUCAACUACUACCACCCAUCAGAGCAAGUCAGCGACAACUGGCGGCAGCAACAACCCAACUACCAAGCAACAACAACAACAACAGCAAGGAGCAGCAGCCAACACGAACCUCUUUGAGUUUGGAUCGAUUGAACCAAGUCUGCCCGCACACUUCCAGAACCUAUCUCGCUCAUUGUUUGGAGCACAUUCGAACAAGUACAUCAGUGAUAUGGCAGUGAUGUCAGUGCCCAAGUACGACUUCUUCCCCAAGCUCAUCGAUGAUCUCAGACUUUGGAACGAUCACAAUCCAUUCCCAACACGACCCAAAGAGACCAUUGCAAUCGUUGGUGAUGUCUCCAAGUAUUCAUGUGAUAUAGUAGUUGUCAGUCGAGACAAUAUGAUGAGUGAUUCCAAUCCAGUGGUGGUCAAUGGUACAACGUACACUGAUAUUCAGAUACUCAAGGGCAAGCAUUCGGAAUACGUCUCUGCCACUCUUACAUCAUUGGUCUACUUUUGGACAAUUGGAAUGCCUCCAGAGUCUUGUAUUGCAUACUUGGAGGAUAAGUUAGGAGAACUGUUCCUAAAGACAUUGACAUACCAUGAGACACUCAGAUACUAUGUGACAAUCAAUCAACCAAUUCCAUCCAAUAUCAACCUGUUGCCAACUGGUGUCUCGCUGCCACCCUCUGCCACACCAUUGGCAACACCCAUUGCCUCUCCACAUGCAUCAUUCCCCAACUACCAAGCACUGAAACAACAAAUAAGCGGAGAUCAAUUACUUUUUGAAAGUAUCUACACCUAUUUAUGUGGAUGUCAAAGAGCGGAGGUAGAUAAAGCAUAA